Brachypodium distachyon (stiff brome) is the source of this 1523-nucleotide messenger RNA. RefSeq names its product dual-specificity RNA methyltransferase RlmN. NCBI's taxonomy places the organism in Eukaryota, Viridiplantae, Streptophyta, Magnoliopsida, Poales, Poaceae. The transcript is spliced from 8 exons. Gene Ontology annotation, biological process: rRNA base methylation; tRNA methylation. The coding region runs from base 80 to 1228 and encodes 382 amino acids. Gene Ontology annotation, molecular function: RNA methyltransferase activity; iron-sulfur cluster binding. The record is from RefSeq and is a predicted model, not a curated record.
UCAGCCAUACGCCGCUAUUUCCCCCACCCUCUCACCUCGGACCCCUUCCCAUUCCCCCCCUCCGCUCCGCCAAAUCCUUAUGGCGUCGUCGUCGUCUUCAUCGCCGCCGCCGCGCCGCUCCGUGUUCGACGCCGCCUACAUCCGCGCGGAGUUCGACGGCGCCGGCAUCUCCCCCCACUUCAUCCCCCUUAUUUGGAAGUACGUGCUGCAGAACCCUAGGUGUGGGGACCUUGACGGUGUCCCGUCGCUUCCGGCGGCCGCGUACGCUCUCCUGCGGAACAAGUUCCGGCCGACCACGUCAACGCUCACUGCCGCCGCGGAAUCCAAGGACCGCACCACCACCAAGUUGCUCAUCCGCCUCCAGAAUGGGGAAUCUGUAGAAGCAGUGGUCAUGCGAUAUGAUACACGACUGGGGAAGUAUGACGGGAAACCUCGCCCUGGAGGAGUGCGUUCAACGCUGUGUGUAUCAUCACAGGUAGGGUGCAAGAUGGGCUGUAGAUUCUGUGCUACUGGAACAAUGGGCUUCAAAAGCAAUCUGUCCUCUGGAGAAAUUGUGGAGCAGUUGGUCCAUGCAUCCCGUUAUUCCCAAAUACGAAAUGUUGUUUUCAUGGGAAUGGGGGAGCCAUUAAACAACUAUACUGCUGUGGUUGAAGCAAUCCAUGUCUUGACAGGACCUCCAUUUCAGCUUUCACCCAAGAGAAUUACUGUAUCUACUGUUGGGAUUAUCCAUUCCAUCAACAAGUUCAACAAUGAUCUUCCAAAUAUCAAUUUAGCUGUGUCAUUGCAUGCUCCUGACCAAGACAUACGUUGUCAGAUAAUGCCUGCUGCACGAGCCUUUCCUUUAGGAAAGCUAAUGAAUGCAUUACAAUCCUAUCAGAACGAGAGCAAGCAGACAAUUUUUAUUGAGUACAUUAUGCUUGAUGGGGUUAACGAUCAGGAGCAGCAUGCCCACCAGCUUGGUAAACUCCUUGAAACGUUUAAAGCGGUUGUUAAUCUGAUACCAUUUAAUCCAAUUGGCUCAUCGAGCAAUUUCAAGACAAGCAGUGACCAGAGCGUGAAGAAGUUUCAGAAGGUCCUAAGAGGCGUCUACAGCAUCAGAACCACAGUUCGCCAAGAGAUGGGUCAAGACAUAGCCGGUGCUUGUGGUCAAUUGGUAGUUAGCCUCCCUGAUGAAAGAUCGGCAGGUGGAGCCACCCUUCUGUCAGAUAUCGAAGACCUCAGGAUCUGAUCUCUCCGUCUGUCAACUUUUACUAUAUCAACAAAAAUCAUCGUUACCAAUUAGAAUCAUCACAUGAUGGUAACUAGCACUAUAGUUUUAACCAAGCUCUAAGAUAUAGUCCUGAUUUUGGCCAUUGUGGUGUUUCCCUUCCAUCUUGGAAAACACAUUUUUGCUGUUAACACAAUUGCACAGACCCUGGAGAUGUGUUAACUUGGUAAUGUAAAUGAGGGUAAUGCUGUGUAAGCCUUGCAAUGAACAUAUAGUGGCGUCACAUGGCCUGUAUCGAUGUUUAUCUGCCAUCAAA